AUACUGAGGUAUUUCAACCAAUUUUUUUGAGUUAGCUUUUUUGUAUUUUUUCACAGAAUAUCGAUUUGACAGACUGCAGAAGGGAAGAGAGUGUUUGACUUUAUCAAACAGGAACAGCCUAAAAAAGACCAUAGGAAAUCAAGAUUCAAGUGACCCUAACCCGUGGUUUUCCCAACACUAUCUCAGCAGUGCUACGUGGAGAUACGGAUAGUGAGUAAAUUUCUUCUAUAAGGAAUGCAUUUCAAAAUGUGGCUAGACCUAGAGUCUAACUGACCACAGCUAUUGAUGAUCAAUGGACCGCCGCAAAACUUCAACGAUAAACGCUUCUUUACGAGAACAAAUGAAAUAUUUGAAUCACUUCAGCAGGCACUUUAAUAUCGUUUUUAGUUUUUAAAUAGUUUAUUUGACACGGCACGAUACAAUUUAUGUUUAACUGAACUUUAAUAUCGUUGUUGUUGUUGAUUCAUCAUGUUGUGAAAUACAAUUUAUAAACAGUCAGUGGCAGUCAAGAAGAGAUGCCCCUCUGCGUCAAACCUAAAUCACGUCUCAGUUCAAAAAACGAUAACUCUAGUGAUUUUGCUAGCACACCAUCCAGUGACGCAGUUGAAUUUAGCAACGAGGAUCAAGACAAAAAUAUUUUCAGCGAUUACAUUAUCGACAUCUGGUAUCUUAUAUCGGAAUACAUCCUGCCGGAAGAUGUAUGCAGAUUUGCGCUAAAAUGUCGCAAGACAGCCGAAGUUGUGCAGUCUGCCAAAUUUUGGUAUCAUCUAUACCGGAAGCACUGCAAUGUAUAUGUUGACGAUUUACCCGGCCGUCUGCAGUCGGUAAAUAUGAUUAUUUUGCACGGAUUACGAGCGUGUACAAUACGCUGUUUAUUUUACACAUAUCCACCGUUUGUACAUCGCAUCACAAUUGCACCCUAUACUGAUCCACAUCGAAUCACCGGCCGUCAGCUGGUUUUUUCCUGGUACCGUCAAUAUAGAACCGGAUGGAAUUAUUACUUUAAGCUGAGAUCACGUCCAAUUCCGGGUAGCCGAGCAGAGCGGUCUACUGUUCUACAGAGGCAAAAAACUUACCCUGAUUAUCUGAAGGAUAUCUUCAUGAAUCCCGAGGAAGGUUGUCAGAUUCUGAUUGUUACAACCGAAGCUCUGCAUAUCAUUCCCCAAUACCAGGAACCCCUGUUCGUCCGCUCUUUGACGCAAACUUUGGCUCAAGGUAUGAGCAAAUAUAUGGUUCGCCUGAAAAUGGCCAACUACUGUCAGCAGGUUGUGGAUGAAAUUGUCCUGGUACCAGUGCGGCGAGUACGACUACUUGAUUGGUGGAAUCCAAAUUAUUAUCUAGAAGGCUCGACUAUGGAGAGGGAAGAAACAGAGCAAGAGCAGACGUUUGAGGGCGCUGAUGCUAGAUACUGGGAUGACUGAGCUUUAAAAAAAACAGUUUGUAACUUACUAGCUCUGGUCGAUCAGUCCAAAACAAAAGCAAAGUAGACCACACAUUUUCAGCAUUAAACUGACUUUAUUAGAUAUAAUUCCAAAAUACACAUCUUACACAAACUUUAAA
Messenger RNA from Wyeomyia smithii (pitcher-plant mosquito), 1560 nucleotides. Its product is annotated as transmembrane protein 183-like. Gene Ontology annotation, biological process: regulation of protein stability. NCBI's taxonomy places the organism in Eukaryota, Metazoa, Arthropoda, Insecta, Diptera, Culicidae. The transcript is spliced from 2 exons. Bases 516 to 1421 code for a protein of 301 amino acids. The record is from RefSeq and is a predicted model, not a curated record. Gene Ontology annotation, cellular component: SCF ubiquitin ligase complex.